AUGAGUCUCGCUACUUUCAUCCAAGGUGGCGAAUACGAAACCGCCUCAUCAGAAGUGAUGAACUCAGAUAUACAGACUGAGCUUGAUGCGAAAUUGGUUGCCAAGCACCUUGUAUACCAAGCAGUCCUGGGAUAUGGAAAGGUCUGCGAUAAGCGAGGCAAACCUUCCUCGCCUGAGCAGGCAAAACAGCUGAUGUUGGUGUUCACAAAUGCCAUUCUCGAGGACAUGGUCAAACGGGGUGUGAAGGUCAAUGAUCAAGAAGAAACGAAACGCGAGGUCGAGAAAAUGUCAGAACAGGUAUUAAAAGAUUCUGGCGAGUAUCAAUGA
This is a messenger RNA of Penicillium pulvis, 327 nucleotides long. RefSeq lists its product as uncharacterized. Bases 1 to 327 code for a protein of 108 amino acids. Lineage: Eukaryota; Fungi; Ascomycota; Eurotiomycetes; Eurotiales; Aspergillaceae. The record is from RefSeq and is a predicted model, not a curated record. The transcript has 3 exons.